Messenger RNA from Hyposmocoma kahamanoa, 1287 nucleotides. RefSeq lists its product as uncharacterized. The coding region runs from base 1 to 1287 and encodes 428 amino acids. The record is from RefSeq and is a predicted model, not a curated record. The transcript has 10 exons. NCBI's taxonomy places the organism in Eukaryota, Metazoa, Arthropoda, Insecta, Lepidoptera, Cosmopterigidae.
AUGCUUGUACAAUUGUCAACAAGUGAAGACCAGCCGGAAGAUGCUCCGUAUUGUGCUCUGAGGUACCGACGUUUGUGCCAAGGCAAGGGACAACACGUUGCUUGCCAAUUUUUUUCAUCCGUGCCUGGCGAGGCGUGUCAGAAUUUCACCAAAAUCAAAUUCGACAAUGACCUAAAACAUUUUAUUAUUCAUUAUAUAAACAGACGAAGACAACGGCUAGCGUCAGGAAUUGAAAGAGUGCGGGGAGGGGCACACAUUCCAAAGCCGCAAGUCAUGUUGCAAGUGGCGUGGGACCGCGAACUAGCCUACUUAGCACAGAGGCUCGCCAACCAAUGCAACUUCGUACAUGACGAUUGUAGAGCGACAGUGCGUUAUCCAUACGCGGGUCAAACGGUAGGCGAAGUGAAAUGGCGAAGGUCCAGAGAAUCCGACACUCAGAGCGCCCAGCGCGCGAUCAGGCGUAUCUUCGACGCGUGGUGGGGGGAGAAGCGGCGCGUCCAACCUAAACACCUUAUACAACCCUUCAGAAUUACUAGUCGGGGCAACGUAUUUGGGCAUUUCACCCAACUAGCUGUCUGGAACCUCUGCGCAGUUGGCUGCGGGGCGGUCAGACACGUAGACAAGUACCCUCGACUGCUGCUCGUCUGCGAUUUCUCACACACGAACAUGCUCGGUCAAAAGACUAUCAAUCCCGGGCCUUUGGCCAAAUGUCCGUUGCACACCGUUCGGAAAUCAAGAUCUCUUUAUCCGCUUCUCUGUGUUCCGGUCCAUGAUGCUGCUGACACAAAAGCCAACGAAGGUUACCAAGAAACUAAUUACUCUGACGAUCCAUAUGAAGACAUAGAAGAAGAGUACGGAAGUGAAGAUGCGAUAACGACAGCCACUGAAUUGAAUUCGCACAACGUUCCCUUCCAGGAGAAUUACAAUUCUACAGAAGCAAAAGCUCUUAUUGUUAAUCCUUCUGAAGGAAGACUUGAGUUAGUUGAAGACUAUACGGUUUCAGCAAAACCAAAGAGCGAAAAGGACAGGGCGAAGAUUAAUAUUAUGAAAAAGAAGAAAGCUUUUAGUCCAGUUUCGGAUAUAAGGAGUUCGCACAAGAAGAUCGACGAGACUGAAGAUGACGAUUAUACUACGCGAAGAGUAAAAGCAACCUUUGUUAGCGAAGAACAGAGCGGAAACGAACACGUCUUUAAAAGCAAUAAUAGAGAUUUUUAUAAACAAAAUCGACAUGAAUGGAGACCAAGUCAUAGAUGGACGCAGCAACAAAGAAACCGACCUGACAGGUAA